Molecule: messenger RNA, 2572 nt
Organism: Onychomys torridus (southern grasshopper mouse)
Lineage: Eukaryota; Metazoa; Chordata; Mammalia; Rodentia; Cricetidae
Gene: Eif4ebp2
Product: eukaryotic translation initiation factor 4E binding protein 2
Exons: 3
Coding region: 258-620 (120 amino acids)
Biological process (GO): negative regulation of translational initiation
Cellular component (GO): cytoplasm
Molecular function (GO): eukaryotic initiation factor 4E binding
Source: RefSeq, a predicted model, not a curated record
UCUUGCUCCCGCCUUCGCUCGCUUCCGGUAGUCACCGUUGCCGCUGCUGCCGCUGCUGCUGUGCUGCUGCUGAGGCUGCGGGCAGAGGCCGGAGGACCGGGCAGCGGCGGCGGCGGCGGCGGGAGCGCAGCGGGACGACCGAGCGAGAGCCGGCGAGUUGAGGGCCGAGCGCGCUCUUCCGCCCGCUCGAGGAGCCAGAGCCUCCCGGGCCCCGCCGCCGCCGCCGCUGCACAAAGCCGCGAGCCCGCGCCUGAGCCAUGUCCGCGUCGGCAGGCGGCGGCCACCAGCCCAGCCAGAGCCGCGCCAUCCCCACGCGUACCGUGGCCAUCAGCGACGCCGCGCAGCUACCUCAGGACUACUGUACCACGCCCGGGGGGACUCUGUUCUCCACCACGCCGGGAGGAACACGAAUCAUUUAUGACCGAAAGUUUCUGUUGGAUCGUCGCAAUUCUCCCAUGGCACAGACCCCGCCUUGCCAUCUGCCCAAUAUCCCUGGAGUCACCAGCCCUGGCACCUUAAUUGAAGACUCCAAAGUAGAAGUGAACAACUUGAACAACCUGAACAAUCAUGACAGGAAGCAUACAGUUGGGGAUGAGGCGCAAUUUGAAAUGGACAUCUGACUGCAGCAGAGUGGAAGGAGGCUGUGGGGCAGCAGCCCGUGUGACCUGACUGGGCCAGCAGGAACGCAGUGACCAAGAAACAGCACUUCCCCUCCCUCCCUCUGGGUGCCAAACGGUGGGAGCUCGACUGGCCAUAUCUCCCCUGCCCCUGCCCCUGCCCCCGCCCAGUUAAGGUUAGGAUGAAAGCCCGUGAUUAGUCUGUGGAGCUGAACAAUUGGUCCUUAGAGGAAAGCAAUCCCUGUAGCUUCCCUGGUCAUUUCCGAAGAGUCUUCCUGCCCCCUUCAGAUUUGCCCCAAAUCCAGGGACUCUCUAAGAAGCACCUCUGCUGGGGUGGCUGGAGAGGGAAGGAGGUUGGGUGCCCAUUGCUCCUGUGCAAUCUCCCAUUGGUGCGUCAGUGCUGGAUGUAAGAUCUUUAAACCAUUGGGAGACGGUAAAACAAAAUGAGCUGCUUGCCCUGUUCCGGGAGAUGUUUGUCCUCUGAACUAGAGCUCAGCUCUAUACCUCCUGCACCCCCACACACACACUGCAUUUCGGGGGCAUGUGGCAUCAGCCUCCCUUUCCUCUGGGAGGAAGGCUUCUGUCCUGGGGGUGAUACUCAUCUCCCCAGCCCUUUACCUAAUUCAUUGGCACGGGUAUUUUUUAAGCCCUCUCCCUGGAGAGACCCCUGGGUGAUCAGCUGGUCUUUGUGUCUACCAUUCUUCCUAUCUGCACCGUGCAGGCAGAGUCCUCUUCUCGCUGAGACACCGUGACUUGUCUGCUUGCAGAGCAGGCAUUUGAAAUGCUUUGGCCCCACCUGCUGGGUCCAGCCUGAGAAUGCCUAACCGGCCAGCCUCAGCAGUCACGGUUUCCACCCGGCGACCUUAGCAGCUUCGCUGUGCUGCAGCUUACUAUAUUUUGAGUUUAAAGUUGGUCCUCCCGGCCCCUGUACGUCCCCCUCCUUUGAAUCUGCUUUGUGCUUGGCUGCCAAGAGAGAGGUAUGGGCUACAAAAGUGUGUUCCUCCCCGACUCCUUACCCUCCUCAUUGUAGUCCAUCCUUCCUUCUUCCUGUCCUCUUCUCUCCUUCCCUUUUCCCUCACUCUCCUUCCGGUUCAUCCACCCGGCAUUUUCCAAAUCUGCGUCAAAGAUACCUCCCAUGUUGGUAUCUGAGAAUAUCUGUCUCUUCUCUUAUCAGAGGAGGGACCUUUUAUUUUUAAGAUGACUACAGACCUAUUUUUAGAUAAGUUUUCAGUACAAUUUUGAACUGCAACUUUUUUAACGAAAACAUCUUCCAGUAUUAGGAAGGUUAUUAAAAAAAUGUUUCUAGGCAAGUCUGCUGUCUUCACUGUCCUUUGUCCCUCAUAGCUCCUUCUGAGUGCUUCCCUGUGCUCUCACGUUUGGGUGGCUGUUAGAGUGUAGCGUGGAUGGUUUGGGAGACUGGACCAGUCUGCCUUGCCAUGAGUUGUGGACGAAAACUUCAUCCUUUCCUUUACCUUUUGCUCUCUUGCUCCUCCUCCCGUGCCACUCUCCUGGUACUGUGGACCCACGUGGAGAUCCCAGGAGAGAGGCCCCCACCGUGGACAGGCUGAUGGUCCUCCUAAAGAAAGACAGGGAAGCAGCCACUGGUGUCCUGGUUGUUUCUGGUUGUAUUGGAUGCCUAUCUAAGCCCUCUUAGUAAGAUUUCAGAUCCCCGUUGUCUGGGAAAGAAGGCUGUGUGUUUUUCCUUUGAAGCGUGGAAAGACCCUGUUUGGUGAAGACUUUAGGAAAAGGAAGGAAGGACAUCUGCAGAACUUGGUUCUGCUGCACAAUGUGAAUAGCUCGGACUGCAACCCUCCGUGACGGUCGCUGUCUCAGGAAUAAGCUGGGUCUCCAAUGUUUGGGGAUUCUUGGAGUCUCCAAGUUGAUAAUCAGAAGACUUUUAUUUCUUUGUUAAAUGUAUCUGUUGUGUUUUUAAUUAAACUCCAAAUUUCAUUUUA